AUGGCAUCUACGUCAAAGCGUUCUCAAGAGCAUGAACUGGCUGUUGGCUUCAAGAAAGUUCGAGUCACCAUUUUGGCUUCAGAAUGGGGGUCAAGCAAAGGAGUGCUCUCCACCAUAAGCAGAGAAUUAGCCGUACAGCUGGCAAAACUCCCUGAGGUGGAAAUCACUGUCUUUUUACUAAGAUGUAGCGAAGAGGAUAAAAACCAAGCCCUGUUGAGCAAUGUUAAGAUUGUUGAGGCAACAAGACAUCCUGGCUUUGAUGAACUGGACUGGCUCAGCUUUCCACCAGAACAUUUGCAAAUUGACGUAAUUGUUGGUCAUGGGGUCAAACUCGGUCAUCAGGUACAAGUCAUUAAAAAAUCGAAAAAAUGCAAGUGGGUGCAAGUGGUACACACUGACCCAGAGGAACAAGAAAUGUUUAAGUCAUACAGCAAGCCGAUUUCUAAGGGCCAAGAAAAGCACAGGACUGAAGUGGAACUGUGCGAAAUGGCAGAUCUUGUUGUGGGGAUUGGGCCCAAGUUGAGCGAGGCGUUCAGGUCAUAUCUUCGAAGCUGUCACAAAGAUCAAAAUGUUGUUGAUUUUACCCCAGGUCUUUUUGAUGAAUUUAAAAGUGUAAAACAAAGUCCCGAAGAAAGAAAACACUGUAGCAUCUUAGUGUUUGGCCGCGAAGACGAUGAAGACUUCGAAUUAAAAGGAUUUGACAUUGCUGCGAGAGCUGUUGCUCCAUUGCGUGACACUCGUCUUGUGUUUGUUGGGACCCCAGAUGGAAAGCACGAGGAAAUAAAAGAGAAGUUGACAGGAUGCGGUGUUCCUGCUAGAAACUUGAGGGUGAGAGGUUUUGUGCAGAGUCGGGAGGAUUUAAAACGCUUGUUUCUUGAAGUUGACCUUGUACUUGUGCCUUCAAGAACAGAGGGAUUUGGGUUGACAGGACUUGAGGCCCUGUCAGCUGGUGUCCCUGUGCUUGUCAGUAGCAACUCAGGUUUUGGUGAAGCACUGAGCAAGGUACCAUUUGGCUCAUCAUUUGUGAUUGAUUCAGAGGACCCUGAAGAGUGGACCGCAGCUAUUAAAAAGGUGUGGGGCAAAGACAGACAAUGGCGUCUUGAGGAGGCUGAAAUGGUGCGCACUUCCUAUGAGAGGAAAUACAACUGGGCCAACCAGAGCAGAGAUCUUCUUGGCAAGAUGAUCAGCUUGCUUAAUGGUAUGACAUUUAGCUACCUUGUGGCAGAAGUUGUUUAGUAGAUGCAAUUAGGAUUGUGUCAGUGAGAGUAUGAAUUAAGCCGUCAGAUAUCUUUUAUUUUUUACGGAAAAAAUCAGCGUUAAUUAUUCACUGUUGUAAAGAUGGAUGCAAUUCUACUGGGAUCCAAAACCCCAUGAGGGCCAUGACCACCCAAGAAUCAACUGAAGGUUUAAUGUAAGGCAUAGUUGUCAGGCCAUAUUUGACUCACGUGUUGCAUACUUGGAUUGUAUGAAAUGUGGCAUCUUUGAAGCCAAGAGAACUGUUUUUAAUAGGUUGGUGUCUUUAUUAUAGGGGUAGGUAUUGUAUGAAGUUUGGCAUCAGUGUGACUAAUAGACUGCGAGCAGUCUUAUUUUUCUUUGCAAAGUUACUGCACGCGAAACCUAAGCACGCGAGCGGCAAAGCCGCGAGCGGCGAGAAACGAGGGCGUCUGGCCUCAAUCCCUUAUUGUAAUAAUAAGGUCGUGGUUUGCAAUCGCGCUGGAUGAGAUAAGAACUAGACGGAUUUUAAGAGAAAAGGCGGACUGCAAGCAGUCUAUGUGACUAAAAGAACUGUCCGUAAUGGAGAGGUAUCCGUAACGGGAGGUUUGACUGUAUAAGCGCUACCAACCUUAGAAAAUAAUUAUAAGCAAUAAGAAAUUUCUUUUCCUGCUUUACUAAAGCUAUAAAAGUUGAUUACUCUCAUGUUUGCAUUAACAGGUAAAUCGGAUAUAAAUACCAGUCAGCGGGAACGAUUUGCAGGCGCCGGCCCUCGGGAGGUGUCUUUACAAGACGCCCUCACCGUGAAGCUUCUGAAGUUGGAUGACCAACGCAGGGUGGAAGAAGGUUUAACAGAAGUGGAAGCUGAGAGACAGAACUCUGCUGUCCAUCAAAUCAGUUAUGGUAAUGAGAAGAUUUCCCUAUUACAAUGAAAAAGUUCAACGGAACAGCGCGCUUUUGUGUCCCAAUUCCAAACUUUUUUUACUGCAUGAUUUGUUACCUCAGUUUUAGGAGGACCUGUGUAUCGCAGGACACUAGUCACGCACACAAGAAAAAACGUUAGUUUAGCUUUACAUGUGGAGGAUAAUUUUCUUCGUUUUUCUUUUUAAUGCAGAGAUCGCUAACUGUGAAUCAGACAUCGCAUUCUUUGGCGGGCGUCAUCAUAAAGAUACAAGACAGUGGCUGUUUGACGAUUUUGACAAAUGGUUCAGUGAUCCUGGCGACUCCAGAGCUUAUGUUCUCCUCGGGGAUGCAGGAGUCGGUAAGAGUGUGAUAGCAGGGGUGCUGGCGCAGCGUAUGAAGAAAGCUAGGCGUCUUGGUGCUGCCUACUUUUGCCGUCAUUAUGAUGGCACCAGAAAUGAUCCAAGAAAUCUUCUCGGGACUAUAGCCUGUCAGCUAUGUAAUUGUAAUAGCCAGUACAGUAAUAAAAUGGGAGGGGAGGAUGGUGUAAGAAUAAUGUUAGCUAAUUCUAAUUUAGGGGUUCAGGAACUAUGUACCAAAUUACUUGAAGAGCCACUAAGUAGGUGCAGUCCAUUUCAGCGCAAACUAGUCAUUAUUGACGCUCUAGACGAGACAGAGUACAAGUCCAGGAAAGAUUUCAUUUGUCUUAUUAAAGAGCGUUUCCCCCGGCUCCCAGAAUGGCUUGUGUUCUUUAUCACCAGUCGCCCUGAAGACAUGUUACAGAACAGAUUGGCGAAGUACAACCCGUGUGUUAGAAUUUGCGCGGGAAAUGGUGAACAGCGCACUCUUUACUAUCAGCAACAUGAACAGGACAUUCAGCGCUUUUUAGAAAAAAGUGUAAAUUUUUCCCGUCUUCCUUGUUCGGUGCAAGACGUCACACGGAGAUGUAACGGACUCUUCUUAUAUGCUUUUUACAUUGCGCAAGAACUUAACGAUUCAUUACAUUCAGGUAAGAUUGAUCAAUUAUGCGACCUUUUUCCAGGGGAUAUUGAAGACUUUUUUGAAACGAAUUUAAAACGUGUUUGCGAUAAAGUGGGAGAAGAUCUUUAUAGGAAGUUAUUAGGUUGUAUCAUGAAUGCGCCAUCUCCGCUUCCCGUAUCGUUUGUUUCGUUUGUUCUUCACAGAGAAAACUCAAGUCUUAAUGAGCAAAAGGUUAUCGACGCCGUUUCCCAAUUUGUGGUGAUGCAAAAGAGGGUUUCUUUUCUUCACAGUUUGAUUCCAGCUUGGUUAACAAACAAGAAAAAAGCUCAAGAGUUGUAUAUUGACCCAAAAGAGGCAGGUGGUUACCUCACUGAAAUUGUUAAGGAAAUUCUGUCUGCCUUUGUUGGCCAACCAAGACUGGAUUUAGAUCACGUUGAGAGAGAUUUACAGAGCUUUUCUCUUCAUUUUGCUGUCCACAUGUUGUGCCAACAUGCCCAAAAGGAUUCUUUGGAGCUUGUUUUCAGGUGCUUAACAAGUUAUCGCUUCUUAGAAGAAAGGAUUAGUAGUGGUAGAUUUGGAAUUUACCAUCUACUUAAAGAUUUUCAACGUGCAGUCAGCUGCCUUGCUGUCAAGCAGAGAAAAAAACAGAACAUCUUGCAGGAAAUUUCCGUAGCUAUCGAAAGUGAUGUGCAUGUUCUGGUAGAAAGUCCUCACCUGUUGCGGUCAUGUAUUCGAAACUCCUCAGAUGUUGUCCAAGAAAACAUUUUGAUUCCUCAAGGGUCGUCGCCCUGGUUUGAUUUGAAUGUUUAUGAUUGUCCCCAUACCGUUGAAGUUCUUCCUAGCUGUAACUGUUUUGCCAAACCCUCUGAUAAGCAGACUGUGUAUGGUGGAAAGGGUCGCUUGCUCUUUCUGUUUAAUCCAUCUGUGCCUCAUGUAGUAAGUGGACCUGUUGAAAUAAGGGAAGGUAGGAUUGUGCGCUACAUAAACAACUUGAAGUGUUCAGCGCACGGCAGCAAAUUAUUCGUUGGACGACUUGACAAGUGGUUUUCAGUCGAAAGAGGAAGUGUAGAGAACUUGCCUCAGUUUUUAGAACAUUGUUCACAUUAUCAUUGGAGUGUACUUACUAGUGUACUUACUCCUGACGGUUGUUACAUUGUUGUAGAAUUGAAGAAUGAAUGUGAUUCAACUGGAAGGUGUUAUAUCCGUUGGUCAGGUUUUCCUCCUGCACAGUUGCGUCAUGUAACAACAAAAUGCGUCCUUUCACCAGAUGGAAAAUUUAUUGCUUUACUGCAACAAACCAAAGUAACACUACACCGUGUUGAGUCUGAAGGAUUUUGUUGUACAGUUUUUGACGCCGAGUUUGGUAUCAUGGAUGCAUGGUUGAAAUUUUCCACUGAUAGUAGUUUACUUUUUGUUUGUAUGCAGGACAGCUUAAAGGGCCCACAUUUCUAUGUGUGGGAUAUUAGAAAAAGAGCAAUGUCACACUCAUUUAAAUCACCAGGACUACUGCUUACUGUAGACUGUUUUUGCAUUUCAUCUGAUAUGAGUUACCUCAUAUUGUGCGGCGGUUAUAACGAAAUUGAGGUCUGUGAGUUCAAGAACUUGAAGGAUCCCUUUCGUUUUUUGCAAAGCGUGGGAGUCGAGAAGUUUUACAACUCAGUCAAGUUCAGUUUGUGCAUCGUUUCACAGGACAACGAACUGCUAGUUUGCUGCAUCGCAAACCUUAUAUAUGUUUACAAACUCACUGUAGCUAAUAUCUAUUCGUCUAGGCAAAUUCUGCGUGGCCAUCUCGGCAAAAUUGAAUUCUGUAGGUUUUUAAACGGAAAACGGUUUCUUAUUUCCUAUGGUGUUGAUGGAAUGGUAUUCCUGUGGAAUAUUCCUGAGUCAAAAGCCAUUGGAUUUGCAAGAAUUGCACAAGGAGAUGAAAAGAUCGUCUUUAUGGCCGUGUUGCCUGAAGAGGACAGAGCUGUUUGUUUUUUAUCCUCAAUUCGAGUAUGCGAAAUAACUGUCAGCAAACUGGAGUGUGCUUUGUCUUCAAAAUUGCUGACGGCAUUGACGGAGGGCAAAUUAGAUUCACCUGAAACAAAAACACAGCUGGCAGAGCACAUGCCUUCAACUUCCAACAUUCCAACCUCGUCUCUCGAAGACUACAAGUCCGAACCUUCGUGGAAUUCUGACUUCGAAGAAGAUUUCUACAUACCGGAAAACUAUUUCUUUGAAUCUGACGAGUCUGACAUAUAA
Messenger RNA from Porites evermanni, 5334 nucleotides. The record is from the annotation of a GenBank genome assembly. Lineage: Eukaryota; Metazoa; Cnidaria; Anthozoa; Scleractinia; Poritidae.